Mucor velutinosus is the source of this 1821-nucleotide messenger RNA. RefSeq lists its product as uncharacterized. The transcript has 5 exons. The record is from RefSeq and is a predicted model, not a curated record. NCBI's taxonomy places the organism in Eukaryota, Fungi, Mucoromycota, Mucoromycetes, Mucorales, Mucoraceae. The coding region runs from base 1 to 1821 and encodes 606 amino acids.
AUGGACAACUCAAGUUAUGAAAUGGAAUAUGAUUUCUUCAAUCAAUUUCCUGACGAAACCGUUGAAGAAGUCCUUCCCGCUGUAUUUGACCGCACCACCAAUACAUUCAGAAUCAAAAGAUUAAAUAUUGGAUGGGCCUUGAAAAAAAGCCACAGCAAAGCUUACAACAAGUACAAACCAGUUGAAAAACUCGCUGAAGGUGAGAGCCUUUACGACAGAAAAAUUCACAAAAAGUGCGCUGGUGCUUUGCGAUGUCUCAGUCUGCAAUGCAAAAGACCUGAAUGGGUCAAGGAUCAAAGACCUCCUGUUGACUGGAAAGACGAGCUUGGCUGCCUCAAAAAGUUUCAAUGCCCAUACUGUGAGGCGCCAUUGAAGCGGAUCGACUGUGGUGUUGGUGCAACUUUCACCUUCCGUGUAACUGAUAUUCGCAGAGAAGACAGAGGCAAUACAGUUAUAAUUAGACCAAACAUCACUGCUGCUGCUGCCAUUGCUGGCAUCGAUCCAUCUACUGGCGCCAUCGUGAAAAGCGUCAGAGAAAUCAACAGUGUAAUGGCAAAUCAUGGACGCACCAAGUAUGAGAUCCGGAAGUCGAAGAUCCAACAAGAUCUAUACUCUACCAAGGGAGAUGAUGUGGUAGCUGCCUUUGAAGAUCUUGAUGAGAAGUAUCCAGGCUUCAUGGAUUCAGCACGGAUUGUCCCUAGCAAGUUUUUUGUGAGCUUCUGUUCACCUGAAAUGCUUCAGCGUAAUCUCCCUUUCGCAGAUCAACCGAUCAUAACAAAUGUCACUUUCAAGGCUGUCCCAAAGGGCUAUUAUCUAUGCUCAAGUGUCAUCUAUAUCGAGCAACUCCGGAAGCAUGUCGUCUUUUAUCAAGCGAUAAUCGAAAGCAACACUACACAUGUUUUCAAAGAAUACUUUGUUGUUGCUUUGUUUAGAAAAUUUGAUUUCAAACUGGAGAAGUUUUUGGGAGUCAUUAUGGACUUUUCAGCCGCCCAACGCGAAGGGUGCUAUAUGCAUUGGAUGCGAUCAGUCAAGCGCAUGUCCAACAACCACCAAGUUGUCAAGCCAGAUGAGAUUGAUACCUUCUUGAAGCUAGUCCAUCGGUUCUGUACCAUAAGAAACAGUAUCGAAUUCUUUCGAACUGGUAAGGAGCUUUUGACCUUCUUUCCCAACUGUAAAAAGUGGUUACAGUGGUGGCUCCAACCUGGUGUCUUCAGUAUGGUCGCCAAGCGUGAUGGAAUGAUGUUGAUGGAUUUUUAUGGCAAUAAUAUCCGACCGCAUUACGGAAACAAACCCAAGAAGCCAACAAAAAAGUAUGCAACUCUGUAUGAAAUUAAUGACGGCCGUGCGCCAGAUAACAACACUGCACUCUUUGGCACCAAGAAGAGAAAACAAGAAGUGGUGCUCAUUAGCGAUGCUGAGGAGGAUGGCAAACGCAAGGCCAAGAAAGCAAAAACCCGUGAUGUUAGUUUGGAUGCUGCCAUAAUUGAGCAUCUGGAUGAAACUGACGAAAUGGAGAGGAACUGUCCCAAGACGGAUGAUUUCCGAGAUGAUGAUAUCAGUGAUGAGAAACUGUUCCUUGAACUACUCUCAGACGACGAAUACAAAAGCGAUAAAGCAGAAAAUGUAUUUGAUAGAACUGAAGACCUAGAUGAAGACAUUAAAAAUAUGUUUGAUGAUGUUGUCGGCUCAGAUGAAGAAUCGAAAUCGUCCGUUAUUGAUCUUGUAUCAUCUUCCUCUUCUUCUUCUUCUUCUUCUUCUUCUUCUUCUUCUGGGGAAUACAUCCACUAUGAUCUGCAUUCCGACAGUUCAUCCAGUUACUAG